This is a messenger RNA of Cajanus cajan (pigeon pea), 378 nucleotides long. NCBI's taxonomy places the organism in Eukaryota, Viridiplantae, Streptophyta, Magnoliopsida, Fabales, Fabaceae. The record is from RefSeq and is a predicted model, not a curated record.
AUGAGGUCCUACAACCCCCACGAACAAUUAGGAAGCAUAGGCCAAUCCUUUCUUAGAGGGGACCAAGCUUUUAGAUCAUUCAUUAACCAAUGCAACCUCAUGGAUAUGGGUUACAAUGGGGUUACUUUUACGUGGCGUCGUGGUAACCUAUUUGAACAAUUGGAUAGAGCCUUGGUGUCUUAUGAUUGGUGUGUUAGGUUCCCAGAUGCUUCUCUUUCACAUUUGAAUCCCUUAAAGUCUAACCACGCUCCCAUCCUCGUUAGAUUAUAUGUGAACAGAAAUGUUCGAAUCUCUCGACGACCUUUUCGUUUUGAGGCUGAAUGGAUGACUCAUGAAGAAUUUUCGACCCUUAUUCGCAAUGUGUGGGAUGUGAACUAG